GUUGGUCACCGCGGUGCCCGCAGACACAGAGACGUCUUCUCAGCAGCAUCCGCCAUCUUAGCUCCGCACCGGGUACCGGACCGGGGAUAUCGCAGUUGACCAUAGAAGAGGAGGGAGACGUAGUACGAGGAGCUGAGCGCUAACCCUCCCGGAUUACCGGAGGAGACGCAAAGGAGGGGGAGGGACGUUUGGUUGCUCUUAGCGCCCGGAGCCAGGGAGGAGGGCAGAGAAGAUGCCGGGGAUGUGGCGCUGCUCCCUGGCCUGCCUGCUGCUCGUCGCCGGGCUGGUGUGUGGUGCACUGGCCGCCCGAGUUAAUAAGCACAAGCCAUGGAUUGAAACUACGUACCACGGGAUAGUAACAGAAAACGACAAUGCCGUCUUGCUGGAUCCUCCCCUCAUAGCGCUAGACAAAGACGCUCCUCUACGUUACGCAGAGAGUUUUGAGGUGACAGUCACCAAAGAAGGGGAGAUCUGUGGCUUUAAAAUUCACGACCAGGAUGUGCCAUUCGAGGCCAUGGUGGUGGACAAAUCCACUGGGGAGGGUGUGAUUCGCUCCACGGAGAAGCUGGACUGUGAAUUACAGAAGGACUACACUUUUACCAUUCAAGCCUAUGACUGUGGCAAAGGACCAGAUGGCUCAAACGUCAAAAAAUCCCACAAGGCAACCGUGCACAUCCAAGUGAAUGACGUGAACGAGUACGCUCCCGUGUUUAAGGAAAAGUCUUACAAAGCAACAGUCAUCGAGGGAAAGAAAUACGAUAAUAUUCUGAAGGUGGAAGCUGUGGAUGCUGACUGCUCCCCCCAGUUCAGCCAGAUCUGCAGCUAUGAGAUUGUAACCCCUGAUGUUCCCUUCUCUAUAGACAAAGACGGGUACAUCAAGAACACAGAGAAGCUGAAUUAUGGGAAAGACCGUCAGUAUAAGCUCACAGUCACUGCCUAUGACUGCGGGAAGAAGAGGGCCACUGAGGACAUACUGGUCAAGAUUAACAUUAAACCUACAUGUAAAGCAAGUUGGCAAGGCUGGAGUAAGAGGAUAGAGUAUGAGCCUGGCACUGGAUCCCUGGCACUGUUCCCUGGAAUGCACCUGGAGACCUGCGAUGAGCCCAUCACUUCCAUUCAAGCUACAGUACAACUGGAAACCAGUCACAUUGGUAAAGGGUGCGACCGAGAUACCUAUUCUGAGAAGUCAAUUCACCGGCUAUGCGGUGCCUCAUCCAGUACAGCCGAGCUGCUGCCUCCUCCCAGUACUGCUACCAACUGGACCUUGGGGCUGUCCACAGAUAACGGCCAUGACAGUGACCAGGUGUUUGAGUUUAAUGGUACACAAGCUGUCAAGGUUCCCGAUGGGAUUGUAACUGCUGACCUGAAAGAGCCAUUUGUCAUAUCUGUGUGGAUGAGGCAUGGACCCGGAGGACGUGACAAGGAGACUAUCCUGUGUAAUUCCGACAAGACAGAUAUGAACCGACACCAUUACUCUCUCUACAUACACAACUGCAAGCUGGGAUUCCUGUUCCGACAAGAACCCACAGAAGACAAAUCAUAUAAACCAGCAGAGUUCCACUGGAAGUUGAAUCAGGCCUGUGACAAGGAAUGGCAUCACUAUGUCCUGACUGCUGACUUCCCCAGCUUCACUCUGUAUGUUGAUGGCGUUUCAUAUGACCCCAUCACCGUGACUGAGGAUUACCCACUACAUCCCACAAAGCUGGACACACAGCUAGUGGUUGGCGCUUGCUGGCAAGAGUAUUCAGGAAGUGGAAAUAACACUGAGCCCAUGACAGAGAGUGAUGCAGGUGGGGAGCAGCACAUGACCCAGUUCUUCCGUGGAAACCUUGCUGGGUUGAUGAUUCGUUCUGGAAAGCUAGAAAGCAAGAAGGUGAUUGAUUGCCUGUAUACCUGCAAAGAGGGCCUGGAAUUUGCACCUGCUGAAGGGGUUGGUAAAGGCAUGAAGAUUGACCUAAGUCCCAGCCAGUCCACUUUGACAUUGGAAGGAGAUGACAUUGACCGCUUUGACCAGGCAAUGCAGCAUAUUUCCUACCUGAAUUCUCGCCAGUUCCCCACCCCUGGUAUCAGACGUCUUAAGAUCACAACUACGGUGAAAUGCUUUAACGAGGAGACCUGUAUCAGUGUCCCAGAUGUCGAUGGCUACGUCAUGGUGCUACAGCCAGAGGAGCCCAAAAUCAGUGUCAGCGGCAUUGACCAUUUUGCCCGCUCUGCAUCUGAGUUUGAGAGCACAGAAGGAGUAACGCUGUUCCCUGAGCUGCGUCUUAUCAGCACUAUCACACGCGAAGUGGAGGCAGAGGGGGAAGGAGAUGAGGACCCUACAGUGCAAGAAUCUCUGGUGUCAGAGGAAAUCAUGCACAACUUGGACGCAUGUGAGAUCACUGUGGUGGGCGAGGCCUUGAAUCCUGACCAAGAGAGCCUUCAUCUGGACCUGACACACCUGCAGCAGAAAGGGAUGGAGAUGAGCUCUUCCAGUCAAGGCAUUGUUAUCACAGGUGUCGAUACCAUGGCGAAUUAUGAGGAAGUACUGCAUCUGAUCCGUUACAGGAACUGGAAUACAGUCUCCCUAUUUGACAGGAAAUUUAAAGUGGUCUGUUCUGAGCUCAAUGGGCGCUACAACAGCAACGAAUUUCAAGUGGAGGUGAAUGUGAUCCACACUGCCAGCCCCCCAGAGGCUCCAAAUCACAUUAUAUCUGAGGCUUUGUUUGUCCCGUCCCGUCAUCAAUCUCCUGAUCUUUUGGGACACAACCCUGCCAGCACACACUCUGCAUCAGUCGUUCCCAGUGCUGCGACCAUCGUUAUAGUGGUCUGCGUCAGUUUCCUGGUCUUCAUGAUUAUUCUGGGAGUGUUUCGCAUUCGUGCAGCCCAUCAGCGUACCAUGCGUGACCAGGAGAGUGGCAAAGAGAAUGAAAUGGACUGGGAUGACUCUGCUCUUACUAUCACUGUGAACCCAAUGGAGACCUAUGAAGACCAGCACAGCAGUGAGGAGGAAGAGGAGGAGGAUGAGGAUGAGGACAGUGAAGAUGGAGAAGAUGAUGACAUAACCAGUGCUGAAUCUGAGAGCAGUGAGGAAGAGGAGGGCGAGCAGGAGGAGGACCAGCAGAAUGUCAACCGACAGCAGCAGCUGGAGUGGGACGACUCCACUCUGACCUAUUGAUCUCAGUCGCCAUUACCACCCAGUCACUACAGCUCACACUCAUCGCUCCUGCAGGCACACGGUGUAAAAUGUCAUUCCAGACGCUGAAACCAACCAGCACAUCCCCAUCCAAAAUGUGGAUAGACGGUGCCCCACUCCUGCCAUCCCAGUGACUGGGGUCAUCAGUGUUUCAGUCCACCCUGCACUUUCCUUCCAUGCUCUCUUUGUCAUACAAUGAUAGGAGGGACACAGGCGUUACUGGACUUCAUCCUUCAUUCCUGAUUUGUGUUCUGAAAGAUGCAAAACUUCCGGUUGAGAAACGGGGCACAGGGACUCCAUGUAGACUGAUUGAUUUUAACUUUCUUUCUCCAUCCCAAAUGACAGCAUGUCAGUUAUUGGCAACACUCCACUGAAAGAACCCUUUUUCUGUCUGAGGUGCUGGCAUCUUUUUGCAUCUGGGUGGUUUUGCAAAUGGCUCCAGCAGACAGUAAAAGGGUUGAAACCAAGACUAACUUUUUAAUAUUUUCUUUGUAAAUAUGUUGGAAUCUAUGUAAUUAUGUCCAUGUUGCUAGUGUAAAGGGGUUUGGAAUUCUUGAAUGCAGGGUGGCACCUGUGCCAGUCUUGCGCAACCUCAGUGAGGUGAUUUUUUUCUUUGGCUGACGGGGGUCUGCAGCCUGACAUAGACAAGGAGACACAGUGGUGUCAGCUUUAAUGAUGCUCACGCCCGAGUACUGUCUUUCUGGCUCCAUAUCUAGAACCUUCCACAAUAGAAGAAGCACAGGGCUGUAACCAGUCAUAGGAAUAACAAGGUGCCAGUCUGCCUGCUCUUGGGGACAUGUCAGCAGCUGCGUGUAGCACACACCAGACCUCAGCGGGUCCACCCCCUUGCUUUAAAUGCCAGGUUCAGUUUUCUGCAGGACAAGAUUAUACAUAUGUGGAUCAUUGUAACUUCCAGUCCUCUCCAACGGGGGAAUAUUCUGUCAUUAGUGAGACACUCUGGGAUGUUCUCACCUGGCCAGCAGCUUUUAGCUGGGCAGAAAAAAUAUUGUUUACGUGCGACCUUAUUACUAUUUUCCUCACUUAGCUUGAGAAAAAAAAUGUACAUUUUUGUGUAAGACUAGGGAAAAAAAAAUUCCCGAUCUUGUAAAACAAGUGAGAUGGUUUGGAAGGAGUUACUAUUGUGUAUGAGCUGUUUGUGGCUCUGAUGUGACCAGAGGCAAGGAAGGUCGAAUGCUGCCAGGCAACGAUGCGAUCGGAUGACCUGUUCCUCUCUCGUCUUUGAGCUCAAAUCUUGGGAGUUGUAGUUCUCCACCUAGCAGGGCUUUGCAAGUAACGGCAAAGUAUAAUUAUGUAUUAUACAUAUUAUUUAGAUUAUCACUGGUUCAAGAAAGGUAUACUUAAAGGGACACUACACUUAAAAUAUUGAUGUAUAAAAGGGGCACCUGGUAACAUUCACAUAGGCAGUGAAUGUGCCUAGUUUUUUCUUUUUGAGGAAACUAUUUAACGUUCAGGUGGUGGCGCUGGAACCUAAAAUGCCUUGUAGCAAGGUUAAAGGUAAGAACGUCCAGCUCCUUUAUGCCCACAGUCUGAGGACGCUAUUGGCUGCUUCUUUGUUACAGUCACUUAUAUUUUUUGGUUGUGCCCCUCUAUCAAUGGAAAAAGUGCAAAUAGAGGGUUUAUGGCAGGGACAGGAGCAGCUUGUUGUGCUCCCUAUGAUUGGAUUCGGUAAGGUGUCUUUGUGCCAGGUAAGUGGAAAAAGUCUCUUAUUGGAUUGGUGUUAUGUGUAGGCUGUCUUUAGGUCCGAGAUACAUUUAGAGAUUUAGAGGACGUUACAUGAAUUGAGAAUGAAGCGGGAGAUUGUGGUAAGAUACGGCACCCCCACUGACUACAUGCAGCCAAGUCAACUGUGGUAAAGCAGCAGUACAGAGUAAAUCCUCCUUAGGGUGCCCUCACACAUUGCAGAGUUUUCUGUAACAAAUUCUGCAGGUCUGGAUUUUACAAAGUUGCAGAUUUUCCCACAAUGGAACAGGAUGGUUAUUUUAUUUGUGGAUUUCUGUGCGGAUUAAAUCUCCAUUGAAACAAAUGUAGACAUUCAGCUACAGGAAAUCCACAGCUAAAAUGUAUUUGCGUUCUGUUCCACAGCAAAAUAAAACACAGGUAUUGACACUCUUCACCGCCAUAGGGUAACAUAGGGGAUGUCCUUAUAUUGCAGAAAACUAUGCACUGUGUGAGGGCACCCUAAAUUGGCUGUAUCCAGACAGUGGGGCAUGAAGGACAGGUGAGAUGUCCACUACAGGUGGUCAGCAGAUCCCGGGUCUCGUCCUGCAGUACAGGGAGCUGCAGACCAGCGAGCAGGCUUGGUAGGUUUAUUUUAUUGUUUACCAUAAAUGUAAAUUCUUAGAUUUUUACGUAAAAUAUGGGGGAUUGUUUAAUGACUUCUUCUGUGAUAACGUGAUAAACAUAACUGCAAGCUCUUGAGUAACCUGGGGACCCCUCUCCCCCUCGUCUUGUGUUUAUGUUGUGUAGCUCUGUCCAUCCAUUUUAAUAUCACCGUAGCUGCUGUACUUACUUUAAAAAAAAAAAACUAUUGCGAAAUGUAAUGCAACCGCUAAAGCGUCCUAAACUUUCUGAUGCUGUAUGUAGGUGCAAUGAAUAUAACUUUUCAGAUUUGUAUAUUGGUGAUAGGUCAGUUUGAACAGUCUAUAAGCUACAAUAAAUUUCUGGUUCUAAA
Messenger RNA from Bufo bufo (common toad), 5867 nucleotides. RefSeq names its product calsyntenin 1 (gene CLSTN1). Gene Ontology annotation, cellular component: postsynaptic membrane; cell surface. Gene Ontology annotation, molecular function: calcium ion binding; kinesin binding; X11-like protein binding. The record is from RefSeq and is a predicted model, not a curated record. Gene Ontology annotation, biological process: positive regulation of synapse assembly; homophilic cell-cell adhesion; positive regulation of synaptic transmission. NCBI's taxonomy places the organism in Eukaryota, Metazoa, Chordata, Amphibia, Anura, Bufonidae. The transcript has 19 exons. Bases 233 to 3157 code for a protein of 974 amino acids.